AUGCCACGCCUCGGCCUCCUCUUGCUGCUGCUGGGGCUGGGGGUGAGCCGCUGCCUCCUGGAGCUCCUGUCCGACGCUUUGGGCCGCCCCCCGCCCCUGACCACCCGAGGGGCCUGCACCCAGUUGCUCGAUGAAGAUGACUGGGCCCAGGCCGUCCUGAAACACGAGCACCUGCUGCAGAAGCUCCUGGAGCUGGGCCACAAAGGUGGCCACAAAGGACAGCAGGAGAGCGAGGAGGAGGAGGAGGAGGAAAAGAGCAAGGGGGCAGCGGGAGCCCCGGAGAGCCAACGGGACGCGGACCGGCUGCGGGAACUGGGAGCGGACCAGCGGGUCGAGGGGGAGAAGAUCAGAGAGCAGAAAGUCGAGGAGGAGGAGAAAGUCAGGGAGCAGAAGGUCGAGGAGGAGAGGCUGGAUCGGGACGAAGACGACCGGGUCGUGGUGGAAAAAGCCAAGGAGCUGCUCGCCGAGAUGAUGGAAGAGGUGGAGAAGAAAGAGAAAGAGGAGGAGAAAGAGGAAGAGAGGAAGGAGGAGAAAGAGGAGGAGAGGAGGGAAGAGAAAGAGGAAGAGCAGGAAGAAGAGGCCCUAAAGAAGAAGAAAACGUCUGAUGAGACGUGGGUGUCCAGCGAAUAUUUGGAUGACCUGCACAAACGAAGGCAUGGGGAUCAGGAGGCGGGAGAGACAGAGGUUUCGGAUGGGUUUCACGGGGGCUCCCGGGAUGGAGGGGAGGAGGAGGGCAAGUGGGGGGCCGGGGGAAGGCUGCGGGCGACGGCGGCCCAGAAGCGGGUGGCGGAGAAGGCCAGCGACGAGGAGACGGCUCAGUUCGGGGCAGAGGAGGAGAAGCGGGUGAGGACGGCGGGCGAAGAGAGCCGGCCGCCCGGACGGCUCUGGGAGGAGGACCGCCGCCGCCGCCGCCGCCGCCGCCUCCUCGGGGGGCCCCACCGCCAGGACACCGGGCUUCAUCACCAUCUCCACCACCCCGAGGAGGAGGAAGAAGAGGAGGAAGAGGAGGAGCCCAAGAAGAAGGAGCUGGAGGAGGAUCUGCAGCGAGCGGCCGAGAAGCUGGUAGAGCUGAGGCGGGAGGCGUGACCCCGGCCGGGCGCCCCGCCGCCUCCGCCUUUCCCUUCCUCGCCUAUCUGGCUGUGGACUGUUGCCCCAUUCCCCCCCAUCCCUCCCAUCUCCAUGGAAACCGGUCGGUGCGGGAGGGCAAAACCAGGGGUCCCACCAGGCAUCCCCCAGCCCGGGGGAGAGGCAGCGGACGUCGCUUCUCCCUGCCACCCACUCUGCCCGGUGAGGUGGGGUGGGCAGGGGCUCUGGGUUCUCCCCGGAGUCCCGGCUUUGCCCCCUCGGCCCGGGCCCCCGCCUGUGUGUGACCUGCCCCCAGACUGAAUAAAGCACAUUG
Messenger RNA from Tachyglossus aculeatus (Australian echidna), 1399 nucleotides. RefSeq names its product coiled-coil glutamate rich protein 2 (gene CCER2). The record is from RefSeq and is a predicted model, not a curated record. Bases 1 to 1086 code for a protein of 361 amino acids. The transcript has 5 exons. Lineage: Eukaryota; Metazoa; Chordata; Mammalia; Monotremata; Tachyglossidae.